CAGCUGUAGCCUCAACUCGCGAGACUGAAUGAGCGAAGUGAUAAGUUGAGGAAACAUGGCGACGUCAAAUUUGUUGAAGAACAAAGGUUCUCUGCAGUUUGAGGACAAGUGGAACUUGAUGCGCCCCAUCGUUCUCAAGCUGCUGAGACAAGAGUGUGUCACUAAACAGCAGUGGUUUGACCUCUUCUCAGAUGUGCAUGCAGUAUGUCUAUGGGAUGACAAAGGCCCAGCUAAGAUCCACCAGGCCCUCAAAGAAGACAUCCUAGACUUCAUCAAACAAGCCCAAGCCCGGGUACUGAGUCACCAGGAUGACACGGCCCUGCUCAAGGCCUACAUCGUAGAGUGGAGGAAGUUCUUCACCCAGUGCGACAUCCUGCCUAAGCCCUUCUGCCAGCUGGAGAUCACUCUGAUGGGGAAGCAGGGGAGCAACAAGAAGUCCAACGUGGAGGACAGCAUCGUCAGGAAGCUGAUGUUGGACACGUGGAACGAGUCCAUCUUCUCCAACAUCAAGAGUCGUCUCCAGGACAGCGCUAUGAAGCUGGUGCACGCAGAGAGACUGGGAGAGGCCUUCGACUCCCAGCUGGUCAUAGGAGUACGGGAGUCGUACGUGAACCUGUGCUCCAACCCAGAAGACAAGCUGCAGAUCUACAGGGACAACUUUGAGAAGGCCUACCUGGACUCCACUGAGAGGUUCUACAGAACACAGGCCCCCUCCUACCUGCAACAGAACGGGGUCCAGAACUACAUGAAAUAUGCAGACGCUAAGCUGAGAGAAGAAGAGAAGAGAGCACUUCGGUAUCUAGAGACGCGUGGUGAAUGUAACUCUGUACAGGCACUUAUGGACUGCUGUGUGAACGCCUUGGUGACGUCGUUCAAGGAGACCAUCCUGGCGGAAUGUCCCGGAAUGAUCAAGAGAAAUGAGACAGACAAGCUGCACCUGAUGUUCUCUCUGAUGGACAAGGUUCCCAGUGGGAUGGAGCCCAUGUUGAAGGACCUGGAGGAUCACAUCAUCAACGCUGGACUGGCAGACAUGGUGGCUGCUGCUGAGACGAUCACUACUGACUCUGAGAAAUACGUUGAGCAGCUGUUGACCCUCUUCAACCGCUUCAGUAAGCUGGUGAAGGAGGCCUUCCAGGAUGACCCUCGCUUCCUCACAGCCAGAGACAAGGCUUACAAAGCAGUCGUCAACGAUGCCACCAUCUUCAAACUGGAGCUGCCUUUGAAACAGAAAGGGGUUGGCCUGAAGACCCAGCCAGAGUCCAAGUGUCCUGAACUGCUUGCUAACUACUGUGACAUGCUGCUGAGGAAGACUCCGCUCAGCAAGAAGCUCACGUCUGAGGAGAUCGAGGUCAAGCUGAAAGAAGUGCUCCUGGUGUUGAAGUACGUGCAGAAUAAGGACGUGUUCAUGCGCUACCACAAAGCUCACCUCACCAGACGCCUCAUCCUGGACAUCUCAGCAGACAGCGAGAUAGAGGAGAACAUGGUGGAAUGGCUCAGGGAGGUGGGGAUGCCGGCUGACUAUGUGAAUAAGCUCGCCAGGAUGUUCCAAGACAUCAAGGUGUCUGAGGAUCUGAACCAGGUCUUCAAGGAGAUGCAUAAACACAACAAGUUAGCACUACCAGCGGACAGUGUGAACAUCAAGAUCCUGAACGCGGGGGCGUGGUCCCGCAGCAGUGAGAAGGUGUUUGUGUCUCUGCCCACGGAGCUGGAGGACCUUAUCCCCGAGGUGGAGGACUUCUACAAGAGGAACCACAGCGGACGCAAGCUGCACUGGCACCACCUCAUGUCCAACGGCAUUAUCACGUUCAAGAACGAGGUGGGCCAGUACGACCUGGAGGUCACGACCUUCCAGCUGGCCGUGCUGUUCGCCUGGAACCAGAGACCACGCGAGCGAAUCAGCUUUGAGAACCUCAAACUGGCCACCGAACUUCCUGACGCAGAACUGCGACGCACACUCUGGUCUUUGGUUGCCUUCCCCAAGCUGAAGAGGCAGGUGUUGUCCUACGAGCCCUCGGUCGGCUCCCCCAAAGACUUCACGGACAGCACGCUCUUCUACGUCAACCAGGAGUUCUCUCUCAUAAAAAACUCAAAGGUCCAGAAGAGGGGAAAGAUUAAUCUGAUUGGUCGCCUGCAGCUGACUACGGAGCGAAUGAGAGAAGAGGAGAACGAAGGCAUAGUCCAGCUUAGAAUAUUAAGAACUCAGGAGGCCAUUAUCCAGAUCAUGAAGAUGAGGAAGCACAUCAGCAACGCCCAGUUGCAGACGGAGCUGGUGGAGAUCCUGAAGAACAUGUUCCUGCCUCAGAAGAAGAUGAUCAAGGAGCAGAUGGAGUGGCUCAUCGAGCACAAGUACAUCAAGCGAGACGAGACGGACAUCAACACCUUCAUCUACAUGGCGUAGCACCGGCACACUGCCUGGCCCACUGCUGCCAGCCCACCGCCCCGGGCCGGAGGAGGAGGAGGAAGAGAGGGGGGAGGGGAGAUGUAGUUGUUUGGUUGGGGGAGACUGCGGCCGGCAGGAGUCGGGAGUGUGAAGAUUGUGGUUUGGCUGUCUGACUGGCAUCUUGUCUCUAGCGCCCUCCGGUGUUUAAGGAGGGGAGGGACAGCACACACAAUUGCCAGUCGCAGCUCUGAUAUGUGACAUUAAACUAUCCCCUGCCUUACCUUAGUUACAGACACACAGGAGCGCAGCCACGGGAAAGGACAACAGAAUAGUCUGUACAGAUCAAGAGACACGUGUUCCCUGGAGGGAACAAGAGAGACUACUGUAUACAGAGGAGAGACUACUGUAUACCGAGGAGAGACUACUGUAUACCGAGGAGAGACUAGUGUAUACCGAGGACAGACUAGUAUAUACUGAGGAGAGACUAGUGUAUACGAAGGAGUGUAUUUUGCCAAAUUUGUGUGCGUGGUAGGCGACUUGCCUUGCUGUGUGUGUGUGUGUGUGUGUGUUUGUGUGUACCGUGACAGCAUGCUGCUCCGUGGAAAACUUGUUCAUUUGAGGUUCCGUCACAAAGUGUGUGCGUGUGACCUUUACCCUUCUCGUCCUGCCCACACCCACAGUUACAGCUCACUUCCACGCACCAUGGCCGGGUGGGGAGGGGGCCACAUGUCCCCAUGGUGACAUUAUGGUGCCAGAUGUCAGACAGCCUAUUGGUUGUCGUGCAUAAACAACCAUUAAACCGCAUGACAUCCAAUUGGCCCUCAGAAUAAUGUGAGAGAGCCCUGUCCUGUGUGAGGUGCGUCCCAAUGACCUCUCGUCCCCUCAGAGACUGGAGGACAGGCAUCGCUGGCACGUUCCUCUGUUGCAGAUCUCCAGUCAGUGUUUGUGUCUGCAUGCCUUUGCCCCAUUUUUCAUUUUCUUCUUGAAUACGUUCUUUUCUUUUUCUCUCAGCUGACUUGUGUGUGGGUGUGGAAGGGUGGUGUUGAUUUCCCCGAGCUCUCAUGUAUGUCCUUGACUUUAACUGUCCACACCCCAGCCCUCCUUUUCACUCUUACUUUUGUCACGCCCUCCAAACACCCAGACUGUUGUCAUGGGUGUCAUCAUGAGGGUCAUGAACCAUCCUGGUCUACAGGUGAAAAGUGUCGCCAUGACAUUUCUCUUAUUCUUCGUCCUAAAGAAAGUGCAAUAUUUUGUAUUUAUUUUGAUCUCACGUGACAGUGUUAGUUAACCCUUCCACACCACCUCCACACUAGUCCAUGUGCCAAAGUACAGAACUGUGGUGCUGCUUAGUAAAACUAGUGUACUGGCAGCCCCCUCGCUCGCUCACUCACUCACUCACACACAGACACAGUGAGUCUUGGCAAAAAAAAAAAAGAUACUGUCAAUUUUUGUCUGGCACCGUGUUCCAUUUGCAAUCCUGUGAUUAUUUCCUACUUUGUGUUGUCCCUGUGGGUCAGUGUCAUCGGGUCAGAGGGAGAGGAUGGAAGAACAGGAAGGUGUCAUGGCAGAGAGUGUCUGUUUUCUUAUUGCACUGAUGUCACCACUGUCCCUUGAUCGCAGGGCGCAGGUCUUGCUUUACAGGAGCUCUCUUUGGAAUGAUUGGAAGGGACGAUCAUUUAGCGGUCGUACCCGUCCGUAUCUCUUCUCAGUGGAGUUUUGGUGUGGAGAGACUAGAUGGAGAAUGGGUGUGAGUUUGAAUUUUCCUGUUUUAUUUAUUUCAUAUUUAUAUCACAAUGUGAUUCGCUGUAUGAGUUUGUUUGUUUGUUUUUGUUUGUUUUUGUUUGUUUUUGUUUGUUUAGUUUUUGUAAUAGGGUUUGUAAAAGUAGCCCUUUCUAAACGGUGCUGUUAGUCAUGUACAUAACCACUUUGUGAGUGCGUUUUUUGAAAAGAUGAAAUACAGUCUGAGAGUAUCAACACUA
Molecule: messenger RNA, 4359 nt
Organism: Hypomesus transpacificus
Lineage: Eukaryota; Metazoa; Chordata; Actinopteri; Osmeriformes; Osmeridae
Product: cullin-5-like
Exons: 19
Coding region: 56-2398 (780 amino acids)
Biological process (GO): protein ubiquitination; SCF-dependent proteasomal ubiquitin-dependent protein catabolic process
Cellular component (GO): SCF ubiquitin ligase complex; Cul5-RING ubiquitin ligase complex
Molecular function (GO): ubiquitin protein ligase binding
Source: RefSeq, a predicted model, not a curated record